AGAAUCUAAGCAAAAGAGGAGAAAGGAGAAUUCCACUUAGGGAAUAAAUUCUCCUUUCCCCAUGUGUAUGGAUAAAAAGAACAAACCAUAGAAUUUCUUCAACCUGGUCUUCUCAUCAUUCUUUCAACCUAGAAGCUUCAAAUUUUAAUUUCCAAGGAAAGGACAAUUUGCAAUGUCUACUUUAAACGAAAGCCACGUCCAACGGAUGUUCGACAAACUUGAUGAAGAUGGUGAUGGACUAGUGAGCUUAGAUGAGCUCAAAGGCCUUCUUGACAAGAUUGGAGCUUGCACGGGCCUUGACGAGCUCCAAUCUUUGGUAGGUAAAACGAGCUUUAACUUCAUGGACUUCUUAUUCUUUUACGAGGCCAUGGUGAAGAAAAAUAAUGAGGAAAAGAGAUCAAAAGAGGGCAAUAUUGAUGAUAAUUUUGAAGAUGAUCUUGUUGAAGCAUUCAAGGUGUUUGAUUUGAAUGGAGAUGGCUUUAUUUCUUGUGAGGAGCUUCAAAAGGUGUUGUCAAGAUUAGGGUUGUGGGAUGAGAAGGAAGGAAGUGAUUGUAAGAACAUGAUUCACAUGUAUGAUACUAACCUUGACGGAGUUCUUGAUUUUGAGGAGUUCAAGAAUAUGAUGCUGGUUUCCAAUUCUGAGGGUAUUUCAUUGUAAAUUAUUGACUUUUUCAUCUUUUUGAAACUUUCUUGUGAACAUUGUUAUGAUGACAUUUAUGGAUCAUUAACUUCCUUCU
Molecule: messenger RNA, 737 nt
Organism: Lycium barbarum (goji berry)
Lineage: Eukaryota; Viridiplantae; Streptophyta; Magnoliopsida; Solanales; Solanaceae
Product: probable calcium-binding protein CML44
Exons: 2
Coding region: 173-658 (161 amino acids)
Molecular function (GO): calcium ion binding
Source: RefSeq, a predicted model, not a curated record